Molecule: messenger RNA, 5949 nt
Organism: Naumovozyma dairenensis CBS 421
Lineage: Eukaryota; Fungi; Ascomycota; Saccharomycetes; Saccharomycetales; Saccharomycetaceae
Gene: LAA1
Product: AP-1 complex accessory protein LAA1
Exons: 1
Coding region: 1-5949 (1982 amino acids)
Biological process (GO): endocytosis; retrograde transport, endosome to Golgi; intracellular protein localization
Cellular component (GO): Golgi apparatus; endocytic vesicle; membrane
Source: RefSeq, a predicted model, not a curated record
AUGUCUCUGGUUCAAAUACUCGAAAAUUCCACAUCGAAGAGACAUGACUUAUUCACAUGGAUAAUAAAACAUUUCGAUGAAUUAAAUCAAUUGAAUCAAGACAAUGUGCAGGAAAGCUGUAUCAAAGUUCACAAUAACUUAAAUGAAUUUAUAAGAUAUUUGGCUUCCACUAAUGAUGAUACUUCAGAAUUGGAUUCACAUUAUAUAUAUAUCAGAUUUUCUCAACUUUAUACGCUAUGCUUAUUCCGAUUGCAAAGUGAACAUAAAGGGAAGAUCUUUGACUCAGCAGAGUUAUUAACUAACGUGUUGUUAGAGGAAGAUGUAUCACUUCCCAGUAAAGAAGCUGAAAAAAAUAGAAAGAAAUCCCCUCCGAAGAAAAACUACAAAUACUCAGCCAGUAAAGAUUUAGCUUCUACGAUCACAACACAAUUAUUUGAAACGUUUGGUAAACAAUUGACCUCAUUAAAACUCAAUUUGUUCUCAGCAAUUUUCAAGAACCUUAAAAAGAUAACAGAAAAAUCAAAAUAUCAUCAUGCAACCUAUAUGACAUCCUUAAUACAACUACUCAAUGCAAUUUUGAGAUCCAGUAGUGAUUUCAAUCUCGAUCCUAUUUACGCAGCCAAAUUUUCCAAGUUUUCCAAAUUCAUAUUUGAGUCUAUAACUACCUCUGAACAAGAUUUUCCAGUUGAUUUUAUAUCAGUACUGAUAGAAACAUGGGCAUUUUAUCUUAAACAGGAUUCUUACUUCAAAGAUCAUCAAAACGACUUCUUUGACACAAUCUAUAAAAAGUUUUCCGAUGGAGAGCUGGGUAUUUAUGGGUUUUCAAAUGAUGAAACACGUAUCUAUACAGCGAAAUCACUUGCUGAAAUAUUAUUUCAUUGUUAUUAUUCGAAACAGGUUUUUACUUUGAAAGUUGUGUGGCACUUAUAUGUUAAAUUAUUUAUAAAUGCUUCUACCAGAGAUACUAAAAUUGCAUGUUUUGAAUCAAUAGUUCACUACAUUGGUCUGUGUAAUAUGACAAAUAAAAAUUUCCUUGCCAAUUCUAAUUAUCUAGAUAUUAUUCAUUCAUUGGCAGAAAUCUUCAACCCAAGUGUAACAAAGCAUUUACCCUUAAGUGCCAUUAUGCAAAAUAUCACUUUUUUCAAUAUUCUACACGAGACAAUUUUACCUAUCAUGGGUGAUGCAUCCAAGACUCAAAUAUUAUUUAAUAUUAUUGAUUCAAUAGAAGAAGACUCUGAGAAAAAAAAAUUCGAGAUAAAAGAAGAUUGGCAUCAAUGGUUGAUACUGCUUGACUUAAAUCUCGUCCAUUUAUUACUAGACAUUCUUUCGUCAUCAUUUGGAGCGGAUGAGCGGACUAUUCAACAAAUGAAAAAUAAACUGAUUUUACUGUCCGUCUGUGACAAUUUUACAAUCAGGGUACAUGCUAUCGAAGUCCUGAAGGUGUUUUUAACAGCAUUCCCUGAAUUGAUUACUGAAGUUAUGGAAUAUUCUCUUGAUAUUUUAACCACCGACUUCAAACGUACUGAAGAUUUCCCAUUUUCUAGGAACCAUGGUAAUGCCUUGAUUAUUGCAACAUUGAUUGAGAUAUCUAAUAAAGACUAUGUUGCUUAUGAGCUAAUUAUGAAAAUAACCGUUUUUGCGACUUCAUUCAUUAAAAACAAUACCACAUCUCUCUCAGUCAAUCUUUAUUAUAAAGGAUUGAUUUGUUGGAUUUUGCUAAUUGGUUUAAUGAAUUAUGAAGAUGACCAAUAUAUUCAAAUGCAAUCAUCACAAUUAUUUCUCUUUUGGAAGGUUCUUUUGACGCACACAUUUACCUAUCACAAUGAAGAUGAACUAUACAAAAAUCUCGAAAUCAGAAACCACGCACUAACAUGUUUAUUAACUUACUUGAAACAUGCAAAUAUAAAUGUAGAAAUUGCUAAACAAAUUUCAUAUUUAUUAACAAAAUGCUCCAAUUUUAAUAACUCAGUUUCAUUGAAAUCAAAAAAUAUUGAUAGGGCAUUGCUUAUGAACGAAAACAGAAUUAUCCAAAUAUAUUUGCGGAUCCAAGUUCAUAUCAAGCAAGACUUCAAUAGUUCAUUGUUAAUACUGAUUGUCAAGAAUUUCUCAGAUCCCAAAUUAUAUUCUGAAACACCACAUUCUCUAUUAAACACUAUCAAAAACGUUCAUGGAAAGAAAAAAUCUCCUAAAACAGUUGAACAGACGGAAGUUCAUUUGGAGAAGUCUGUAGACACAUUACUUCGUCAAAAUGAUGACUUCGCCUUUGGACUUUCUAGUAAAGUCAGUAAAACUGGCAUAUAUAACUUGGUUUAUCAUAAGGGAGACGCCACUUUCCAAGAAAUCGGAAAUAACUGGCCCCAGAAAAAAGAAUGGUAUAAUGCUUACGAAAAUGAAAUUGUGAAACCUGUUCAGUCAGUUCUUUCCCUCGAUUCCUUGGUUCCACUAUACAGUAUGGGGGCCUAUUCUGGUAACAAUAAAUAUGCCCCCAAAGUCACUACUUCAUUGAUUGAUGCAUCUAUUGAAUUAUUCUCUUCGGUAUUCCCAUAUUUGAAUAGUAAAAUCCAAUAUUCUGUAUUGGAGAACCUAAAUUUGUCUAUGUUUACAAAAUUGACUUCACCACUGAGAAGUGUCGCCAUUGCUGCCAAUGUAUGCGUAGCAAUCCAUAAUGCUUUGAAAGUAAUGCAAAAAAACGAUCUAGAUUUGGAGCAGUCUGUUGGGAAUUUAUUAUUAGAAUCCCUUAAAAAACUUGAGUUCUAUAAUGAUACAUAUCUGACAUCAUUAAAGGCUGAUUGCAUUGGCCUAUUGGUAUCUGCAAUUGGUAAAGGAAUGGCUGAGCCGCAGCGUGUAGAGUUUAUUUCAGAACAAACCAAUAUUUUCGUUAAAGUUGUUAUUGAUGUUGAAGAACCGUACUCAAGAAUAUUCCACGCGCUAUCGUUAGCAGCUAUUUUUAAGUACAACCCAAAGGCUACUAGUUUUUAUCCAAUAUUUGAUACCUUAUUUAGUCUCAUAAAUGAUCCUCAUCCUGUUGUGCAUUCUUGGUCCCUGAAAGCUAUGCAGGCACUAAUAGAAGAAUAUUUAGUAAUCGAAAUUUCCACUUUGUCUAAGUUACUAAUGACUCUCGAAAAGUUAUUAUCGGACCCAUCUUUCGGACUUUAUGGUUCUUCUUUUCUUCGUUACAAUUACAAUAAAGAAUUCAAUUCGCAUAUUGUUAUAGGACAAAUUGUGGAGACUUUAACAGAGAUAACUGGACCAAAUUUCAAGUUACUUGAUCAAUCAUCUUUGGAUUGCUUCAGGAAUAUUACCGUUAGUGCCUUAUUGUCAAAAGAUCUUAAUGAGCAAUUAGCGAGUAUGUCUAUUUUUGAGAAUAUAGCGACAUUUAAAUUAGAUGAUAUUCUUCCUGAUAAUAUAUUUGUUACGGCUGCUAUAAAAUUGAUUAAGAAUUCUUUAGCAAUAGGAAUUGGGUCUAGUUAUUACAAUCCCAUGUUUGUUGUUACUAAUGAAUUGUUUGCCAACUCCUCAAGUUUGGAUGCUUCUUUUGCAAGUUUUAGAUUGUUAAGUCAACUUUCUAGGUUACUUAAAGGUGAUCUAUUUUACGUCAAAUUGGAAAGUUAUAGUUGGUUCUACUUUGCUCAAUAUCCUACCUCGCAAGAGCUAAAUGAUUAUUUUUAUGAGUGGUUAUUGCAUAGUAUAAAUAAAGAUAGUCAUGUUUUUGCAAAAUUAUACAGAUUUUUCAAUAUCUCGAGAGAGGCGCUUUCUCAAAUAUACUAUAAUGAUAUCGAUAAUCUGUUAAAUUCCCAUGGAUUAAAGCUAUUACAUACCGAAGAGAUUAAAGGGGAAGAAGAAGAAUCAAUUGCUCGAAAUGAUGAAAUUGUUAAUGAAGUAACAGGGAUUGCUGAUACAAUAAAUUGGAAGGCCAAAAGAAGCAUUGUCAAAUUAGUGAUCUGCCUUUGCGACGAAUCGAUGGACAAUAAACAAAUAUUUAAUAUUCUUGCCACCAAGAUCCCUGAAUUGAUCAAAAUCUCAUUUAAAGCCUCCACGAUGAGAGUUGUAUCUAUGAAAAUAUUAGGCCUCACUCUUUUGAAUACACUUCUGGUAAGUUUUUCUUCCAUAUCUGAUUCAACACAAGAAAAUGCAUCCAUAUUAAAUCAACAGGAAGCUCAGAUAACGGGCGCACUGAUGCCUGCUUUUGGAAAAGGAAGUUCUCCGGAUGCUAUUGCAUUAGCAGUAAAAGUUGCAGCGGAGAUUAUCUCAUCGGAUAUUAUUCCAUCAGAUCGUAUCAAUAAAAUAGCAGAGCUACUGGUUAGUUUGUUGGCUGACUUCAAUAAUUCCCAUGCAACACUUUUAGUUGGGGAGGUUCAGAUUCUUACGCAGAAGGCAAAACGAAGAGUUGAACUUGCAGUUUUAGAUGCUUGGGCUUCUAUACUUUAUAGAUCUGUUAUUAACCAUCGUGAAGCGAUGAUUGAAGAAACACGAAAAUAUUUGAAAACGUUGGUUCCAUUAUGGAUUAUAUCACUUCGAGAAUAUAUGAUGGUAAAAUACGAACAUUUCAGCACUACGCUAGAAUCGGAUAAAACACUUUCAAAAGCGAAUGAUAGUAAGUUGGCGAUGUACGAGCCAAUCUGGUUAAACUUUGUUGAAGCUUUGGCAUGUAUUUUAGAAAAUGAUGAGACUAUACUAUUAAAUAGCUUGGAACAGGAUGAAAUUGAAGGGUUUAUUUUUAUAUUGUUUGUUCAAUGUCUUGAGGCAAUCAUGAAAAACUUCGAUAGCCAUUCUUUGAAAGUUCAACUUUUGUCAGCAAUGCACAAUGUAUUAAAAUGCGACAUACCAUUAAGGAUAUUAUUUGAAGACUCUAUAAACAGCGAACUGAUAGUGAUCUUAGAUCGUUUGCUCUCUACUAGUGAUAGACAAGAAACUUUGUUAACAAUUGAAGUGAUUAAUGAUAUCAUUAGUCAAUAUACUACUCAAAAACUGGGCCAUGUUUCAUUCCUUCAAGAUAUUGACAAAUUAUACGAAUUAUUAAGGUUAUUAAUGUCAGUAGUCUCUAGAUUAUUGCCAUUCAUUAAGUAUAAUAACGCAGUAUCUAUCGAUUAUGAUACCAUAAAAUUGAACUCAGAAGAUCAGCUGUUGUUGAAAAGAGUUUUUGCUCUUUUCGAAUAUAAUAUUUCUCGCUUCAACUCCAUGUUUAAGAUGGACCUGUAUGCAUGUUUAUUGUAUAUUAUCGGGAAGGUUUAUGAAUCGGAGAUUAAAGAUGAUAUUAUUCCUAUUGUUCUACCACUAUUAAAAGGUAUUAGUAAAGAUAUAAUUGACAAUGACCAAGGUGGUGAUUUACUUAAGAUAUUUUAUGCUUCCAUGAAAGGAACCAUUUUCACAAAUGUGAAUGUAGAGAAUUCAUUGGCAACAUUGUUUGUGCUGUUAACCAACGGAUAUUGCGGGUUCCAAUCUAUUGACAUCGAGAAUUUUGUUCAAUUAAUAAUAAAGAACAUUUCAAAUACCCAAGCACAGCCUAUCAUUAAGCAAGGUUUAAAAAGGAUAGCAACCGAGUCGGCAACAAAUUCAACGAGUAAUGUCAUAUUGAAAAUAUUAAUUAAAAAUUUAUAUGAAUUUUCCAAGAGUGCUAGUGAGAUUGAUGCCAAGGCCAUACUAGAACUUCUUUUAUCUUUAACAGAAGUGCUGGUUUUGCAGAAGUCUGGAAAGAAGAAGGCUAUCUUCAACAUGAACUUAAUAUUUAUAUUGGAAUUACGUGAAGUAUCUGACGUUAAUGAUAAAACUACAAGAGAUGCUAUUGUCAAUUUAAUUGAACUUGAUCAAGCCGUUUUCAAGGAAGUUCUAAUAUCGACUUUAACGCCUGAACAAAGGAGUAAAUUGGAGAAUAUUAUAACGACAGAUUUAAGACUAGAGAGUUCCGGUUCUGAUGGGGAAUCUAGUGUUUCCUUGAAGAAAUUUGUUUAG